Messenger RNA from Nerophis lumbriciformis (worm pipefish), 2982 nucleotides. The record is from RefSeq and is a predicted model, not a curated record. Lineage: Eukaryota; Metazoa; Chordata; Actinopteri; Syngnathiformes; Syngnathidae.
AUGGAGCCGCCCAGCCCCCUCGUCCAGGUCAGGACUCGCAACGCGCCACACAGCGUGUCCAGUACGGCAGGCGAGCAGGCCAGCUCGAGCAGCCCGCUUGAAGGCAUCGGGAGGGAGGUUUCUAUGCACCGCACACAACUGAUCCGCGUACACCCGUUACCUGAGACAGACAACUCCCAGAGAGUGUUGGGCAACGAAUCUACACAACAUCUCAAGCUGAGGGAGAGACAGCGUUUUUUUGAGGAGGUCUACCAGCAAGAUGUUGAUAACUACCUGCCCUCUGCCCACCUGCAGAUUGACAGCAGGAAACCCCCCAUGGGAAGUAUCUCAUCAAUGGAGGUAAAUGUGGAUGUGCUAGAGCAAAUGGACCUGAUGGACAUAUCUGACCAAGAAGCCCUUGAUGUGUUCCUUAAUGCUGGAUCAGGAGGAGACGAGGGAGCCCUUGCAUCCCCACUACCAGAUGGAGAGGAUGAAGAUGAUGAUGAAGCAGACGAAGAGGCCGAGGUUAUCUACAGGGUGUGUCCACCAUUGCAACGGCAAAAUGAAGACUCCAACUCUUCAAAGUCCCGCAUUUCUUCGACGUCGUCGGGCUCCAGUGAUACGAGUGGUGGCAGAGCAGACACACCGGUUAUAUACAUAGUCAUAUCGACAACAGCCUUUCAGAGAGGACACAAUAUCCAACUUGCUAAGCAGGAAAUUUUGUUACGUUCCAAAAGGAGGUGGUCUUUGACUACGAUUGAAUUAGUUGAAGAGGAUCCGGGUCCUUACCCGAAAUUCAUAUCUCAGAUAUUCAACGACAAGUCAAAUCAAUACCUUAAUCACAAAUAUGUAUUAAGAGGAAUGGGCUUUGAUGAGGAGCCAAUCGGCAUCUUCUCUCUUGAUGAACGAAGCGGGAAGAUCUACGCCCAUAAAGCCAUCGACAGAGAGAAGCACAGUUUCUUUCAUAUCAAGUUUGACAUUUUGGACGUACAAACGGGUGGAGCUAUAGACAGAGAAUUAGCAUUUGAUAUUGAAAUUAAAGACAUCAAUGACAAUGCGCCAAGAUUUGUCCACCCACAAAUGAACGCUGAAGUCAGAGAGGACACAGAAGAGGGCUACUUGCCAGUUAGGAUAGAGGUCAUUGACCCUGAUCAACGGAACACCCCAAAUUCUACAGUGACUCUGAGUGUGAUAUCACAGUCGCCACAAGAGCCAAAAAUUGACUUAGACCAGAUUGACGUACAAAUGGCUCAGCUUACUUUUAAAGGGUGUUUCAACUACGACAAAGUUAAAAAAUAUGAAAUAAUACUUCAAGCGAAAGAUCAUGGAAACCCAUCUCUGUCAUCCACUGCUGUUGUCACUCUCAACAUCAUUGACACCAACAGUCAUCCACCAACAUUCAAAGCGAGGAAAUAUCAUAGUGAAGUUCCAGAAAUGGUUUUAAAGGAAAAUGUUUUAAGACUUGAGGUAGAAGACAAGGACACUCCCAAAACACCUGGGUGGCGGGCCAAGUACUUCAUCAUCAGUGGAAAUGAGGAAAACAAUUACAAAAUUGAAACUGACCCUGAUACUAAUGAGGGUAUUCUGAGUGUUAUCAAGGGGAAGGAUUUUGAGAAAACAGAAAUUGCAAACCUGCAAAUUGGAGUAGAGAAUGAAGAGCCCUUAUUUGUAUGUAAUGAUGCAGCAUCCUCCCGCAAUGGCUUGUCCUCCCCUGAUUCAAUUAAUGUCACAGUCAAAGUAAUAGAUGUCAAUGACCCACCUCAGUUUGAGAAAGAGUCAGUUGAAAUCUAUGAGAAGGAAGAGGAAGAACCAGGAAAGUUGCUGUACACUCCAAAGGUUCAUGAUGUUGAUUCAGAUGUAUCCAAAAUUAGGUUUGUCUUGGUAGAUGAUCCAGCUGGAUGGGUGACCAUUGAUAAAAAAACAGGACAAGUCACAACCACGAAGAAGAUGGAUAGAGAAUCAUCCUUCGUUCAUGACGAUGUUUAUAAAAUCCAAAUUGCUGCAAUAGAUGAUGGUCAACCUCCAGGCACAAGUACAAGCAGUAUCUUGGUUCACCUCCUGGAUAUCAAUGAUAACCAGCCCAAGCUAAACAAUAACAGUGUCACCAUGUGUGGAAACAAGGUGAAACUUUCCAUAAAGGAUCUUGACUUGCAUCCUUACAGUGGACCCUUCACAAUCUCACUAAAGAGUGAUGAUGCAACCCAACUAAAGCGAUGGAAAGUGGACCCUGCCACGGGUGAGGAAGUUGGGCUAGUUAGCUUGAAGACACUACCUUACGGCAAAUACUCAGUGCCCCUCUUGAUUAAGGACCAACAGGGCACAACAGGAGAGGAUACUGCGGUCAUAACUGUGUGUGAUUGUGAAGGAGGAGAAGUGUGUCGCCAUAAAAAGCCACUCUCAACAAGUCUGGGACCAAGUGCUAUUGGACUUGUCUUUGCAGCUCUCCUUUUAUUUUUGUUAAUCUUAUUCGUCUCGAUCUGUAAGUGUGAAAAACAGUUCAAGAACUUGUCUGAAGUACAUGAAGAUGUGGGUUAUCAGACCUUAAUCAAGUACAACCAAGAAGGAGGCGGCGCUGAAUGCAAGAUAUCUAAGAGGGCUCGUGUAAUGAAAGACUUGAAUAAUUACAACUCUGGGAUGAUGAUUAACUCUGACAUGGCAUCAUUGGGCCAGACUUAUCAUAGAGAGUCAUUCUGGGGCAAUAAGGAGCACACAGGAGGCUCAUUCAGGUCUCAACAGACAAACAACUGGUUGUUCAAUCAUAACAUUUCGGAUCACCUCAACAAGAGACUGAAAAUGAUUGACGGAAAUGCUGCAAACCACCCAGAAUACCAACCACAUGAGUACGUCUACGAGGGAGAUGAGAGCAGAUGUCAGUCACUGGAUCAACUGUCUUUUAGCAAUUAUGGAGAAAGUUUUCAGUUUUUGAAUGAUUUGGGACCCAAGUUUAAACCCUUUGCCAGGAUUUGCAACCAGUUAAUCCAGGAAAAAAGCAUACAAAUUUAA